Molecule: messenger RNA, 1119 nt
Organism: Aricia agestis (brown argus)
Lineage: Eukaryota; Metazoa; Arthropoda; Insecta; Lepidoptera; Lycaenidae
Gene: CPH31
Product: pupal cuticle protein-like
Exons: 2
Coding region: 126-842 (238 amino acids)
Source: RefSeq, a predicted model, not a curated record
AUUCGCACAGACGCAAGUUGCACUCCGACGUAGCGAAUCCUGGAAGACGCUCGUCUUCCAUCAGCGCUAUAUUAAAUAAAUAAACUCUUUCUCACUUUCACUUCUGUGCUUCUCCUUCCUUCAUAAUGAAAUUCAUGAUCGUAGCCGCUUGUUUAGCGCUAGCGUGCGGCGCGCACGCGUCCGGCUGGCAGGGCCCGCCCGCCAACAUCGCGCUGUCCCAGGACGGGCGCAACAUCCUCGACACGCCCGAGGUGGCGCAGGCCCGCGCCGCGCACCUGUCCGCCCUGCAGCAGGCCGCUCAGAGCAACCCCAACCCCCAGGACGACGGUUCCUACGACCCCCGCUGGGACAACGAGGAGUACUGGCAGCAGGCCGGCAACCAGAACAAGUGGAACCAGCCCGCCGCCCAGAACUGGAACGCUCCUGCCGCCCAGAACUGGAACGCCCCCGCCGCCCAGAACUGGAACGCCGCGCCCGCCGCUCCCACCUGGAACGCCGGCGCCCCCGCGCCCGUCGCUGAGACCCCCGAAGUCGCCCAGGCCCGCGCCGCCCACCUCGCCGCCCUCAACGCCGCCAACUCCGCUCCCCAAAACCAGCAGUGGAACGCCCCCGCCCAGCAGUCGUGGAACGCCCCCGCUCCCCAGCAGUCGUGGAACGCCCCCGCUCCCCAGCAGUGGAACGGCGCCCCCUCCUGGCAGGGCCAGCCCGCCCAGAUCAGACUAGCGCAAAACGGCGCCGGCAUCCUGGAGACCCCCGAGGUGGCCGCCGCGCGCGCCGCUCACCUGGCCGCCCACGCGCAGGCCGCCCACACCGCCCCCGCCCACCCUCAGCAGCGCUGGUGAACGUAGACUCUCCUCUUCUUCACUUCUAGGGUUUGCUGGACCUCUCGAGCAUGUCACCUGCGCUCCGAGUGGACGCGAGAAGAUGACAUUCUAGAGACACGUCGGAACACCCUCCUUUCCUAGAUCUCCUCUUCGUUUAGGUAUUUUUUUCUGAGUGCUAGUGCGUCAGCCAACUUUCUUCCUAUGGCCUAUUGUUAUACCUUUGUAAAAAUCGAACAUUUUGUACAUAAUAUAUAAUUUUAUACAUGUGUAAUAAACGACACGAGACGGAAAAUUU